GGCUGUCUCAUUCAAGAAUGUCACACAUAUCAAUGUCUCUGUCCUCCUGAUAUAUUUGCGUCCUUUUCCAAGUCCUGAGGAUAGACAAAGAGAUAAGCAGGGAUCACACACUGAAAACUCCUCUUGUACCAUGUUGUAUCAUGUCAUACAAAUGUCUUUGCAGAAAUGUCCUAGAAAAUGAUGACAACUGAUGAAGCUUCUGCAGCUGCCAACAGGAGAAAGUGUGCUCUGUGUUAGUGAUCAUGCUGAGAGACCGGGUUUGACACCAUGUUGUCUGAACUUUUGAACUGGCAAGGGUUCACAAGGACAAGGAAAGAAGCAAGAAAAAGAGGAAAAUCCACAACUGUGCUACAACCGUCCAUCUAACGGAGGCAUCUUGCAGCAGGCCAGGAUUUUAGCCACAACGAAAAAAAGGAACACUUGCAUUAUAUAAUAAGAGUCUUAAGCAUUUUGUUUACUUUUCAUUUUAUUUUUUGUUAUUUGUGUAGCCCAUAUGGAAACCUGGAAACUCCUUGCUACAUUCAUGCUCUUGAUUGCUCUCGUAUAUAGCGCUCAGGGAAUCUCUCUUACUCUAGAUAGGGACAACUGGAUAUCUAAAGACUGGCAGGAGGAGCCGGUGCUGGAGCAGUUAGCGGAGCAGGAGGAGAGCCUGAUGAAGAGGUCCAAAGCACGGCAGUUCUACGGUCUGAUGGGGAAGCGUUCGGCGACAUCGAGACAACGGCCUGCACCGGUGCAGAGACGAGGACAUAAAGGAGCAGUGUUCAUUGGGCUAAUGGGCAGGAGGGAUGCGGUCAGUGAAGGCCAGCGCGCAGGAGCUUUGAGGAGGAUCACUCCGGAAGAGGACACCAGCUCAGCUGCAGACAUGAUGGAAGAAUCAAACCAGCACUUAGAUCUAGAAGAGGAUUGGAACAAACACCUGUAUUACUGAUAACCCUGAUAGCUGUUGGAACACAAGAUGGAGGUUAAUAGUGGUUACAUCCUGACUCAUAGAC
This is a messenger RNA of Alosa sapidissima (American shad), 992 nucleotides long. RefSeq names its product protachykinin-1. The record is from RefSeq and is a predicted model, not a curated record. Lineage: Eukaryota; Metazoa; Chordata; Actinopteri; Clupeiformes; Clupeidae. The transcript is spliced from 7 exons. The coding region runs from base 494 to 928 and encodes 144 amino acids.